This is a messenger RNA of Exophiala xenobiotica, 983 nucleotides long. RefSeq lists its product as uncharacterized. The record is from RefSeq and is a predicted model, not a curated record. Bases 143 to 460 code for a protein of 105 amino acids. Gene Ontology annotation, biological process: tRNA thio-modification; protein urmylation. Gene Ontology annotation, cellular component: cytoplasm; nucleus. Gene Ontology annotation, molecular function: protein tag activity. The transcript is spliced from 3 exons. NCBI's taxonomy places the organism in Eukaryota, Fungi, Ascomycota, Eurotiomycetes, Chaetothyriales, Herpotrichiellaceae.
CUCAAACUACCUGGAAUGCAGAUCAAUCGCAACGACAGUUUGACUGCCUCGAGAAACACCCGCGAUAUAGAAGUCCUGGUGAGCCUAGAUUACGAGCCUGCUAUUCGGCAUUGAAGGCUUAGCCCGAAGCUUCCUACUAAGAAUGGCGGAAGAGAUCAACAUCACCGUCGAGUUCACAGGCGGGUUGGAAAUGCUUUUCGACAAUGUGACAAAGCACGCUCUAUCGUUGUCGAAAGAUGCAGAUAAUGGAAACCCUCCCACCGUGGGCUAUCUGGUCCGCUACAUAUGCGACCACCUCAUGAAAGAUUCCCGAAUGGAACUCUUUGUUCUGGACGGUGCAGUCCGCCCGGGCAUUCUAGUCCUGAUCAACGAUUCCGAUUGGGAACUUGAAGGAGAAGAUAAAUAUGAGGUCGUCAACAACGACAAUAUUCUGUUUGUGUCUACAUUGCAUGGUGGCUGAAAUGGCGCUCAGCUCUUCCGUCCCGACAUGACACCCUCGUCGCACAUCACACAUCUCUCGUCAAUCUCAAGCUUCAGCAAGCCACCAUCGAACAGCUUAUCAUACAACAUCAUGCAUCCUGACUGCCAAGUUCUCAGAAUCUUCUGGCGUCUUUGAACCCGACGUUUGAGGCUCUGGCGUCCCAGGGCCUCGGCUGAUACCUAUGCGGGGACUUGCAAUGCCGCUUCCCAGGCCAGGAACCGGAGUGGCGAAGCCGCUUGGUGGGGCUGGUGCCUUUAUUCCUUCUGGUGAUGCAGGGAUAAUCUCUGGGGGCAGGUCAGGUAUUUUGAUGCGUUUCGCUUCGUUGUUAUAGCUGGCAGGGAUGAUCUCAACAACAGUCAGUAAGGGAAAUUCCUCUCCAGCAAGAUACACACCUCGAUGAUCUCGUCCCGGGGGAAAGAGAGGAAAGGAAUGUCAGCCGCAUUGCAGGCCAUCAGAUAACCAUAGAGCACACGGAGGACACUCUCGUGAGCAAUGAUAAGCA